AUAACUUUUAAUAUACCAAAUACUACGUUCUACUACUACAUGCGUGCUAUUUAAGCUUUCUGAUUUUCAACAGAGAUGGUUCUUUAGUAGUAGAAAAAUCACUUCGCAAACAAAUUUAUGUUGGUUUAUAAAAAUAGUUUUGUCCACAAAACCAUCACAACGCCACAGGCGGACUGGUUGGAAAUCGCAGUAUAAUUUUGACAUAAUCAAACCUUCAGAUUUAAUCACUGGAAUAUACAUAAUAAUAUCAAUUUAUUGAGGAAACAUUAGAUAUGGAAGAUUUUAAACAGGCUAGCAAUCUAGAUUCUGGUCUUAUCGAUGAAAUCGUCUGUAAAGUGAAAUCAGAAGGAUUGUUCGACCAGUUCCGUCGUGAGUGCUUGGCAGAUGUUGACACUAAACCUGCAUAUCAGAAUCUUCAACAUCGUGUUGAAUCCUCCGUGAGUUUGUUUUUGGAUGAACAAAAGUGGGACUCGCAAACAAAUAAAAACCAAUUGCGUGAAAAACUAAGAAAAUUAAUUGCAGAGAAAAGUUUCUUUGAAGCGGGCAUCGGAAGAAUUGUAGACCAGGUUGUUAAUCCAAAACUUAAUACAAAUUUCGUCCCGAAAAUUGAAGAUGUGGCUUAUAAGCUGUUAGGCAUCGAAAAACCUUCAAUGAAUAUGAAUUUGAAAUUAGAAAUCGAAACAGACGCACUAUUGCCCAUUUACGAGCUGGAACAAGUUAGUCCAGAUUCAGACAAGUCCCUAUCAAUUCCCGUAAGAUACCAGACGCCCGAAGAAUGUGAUGGAAAAAAUGAAGAUUUAGAAUCACCUGCGUUUGAGCCGAUAGAACCGUCUUUCUUGGAAUCGAAUGACGACAUGGAUAUAUCUGAUGAUGAUGCUACUAAUGAUAAAAGUAAUAAUGAUGAUGAUGAUGAUGUUGACAAUGGUCAAAGUAAUGGUUUCACUAGCGCUAAUAUAGAUGAAGUGAAAUCAAAUCUCUCUUCGAUCAGUGGUUUAACCUCAAAUGAUUCAAAUAAUAGUUCAUACAGUAAUUUGAGGGAACGGAGUGAAAAUAAUGUAAUUGAUACAAAGGACGAUAAUGGUAAUCCGAGCAGAAAAAUAACUGAUGAAAACCGUAUGGCACCAGAAAUAACAAUAGACUCCGCUGAAAAAUUACCGUUGUCAGAAAACAUAAUUUCAAACACAAGUGACCUCAACACUAGUCAAGACUCUGUUUUAUCCCAAGUAUCUAGUACUAGUCGGUUGUCAAUUGUAACAUAUAAUACUCGAACUGGUGAUGGAGAGACUGAUUCAGUUCUUGAGACAUACCAUGAAAGUUCUCAGAACAUUUGCCCAUACGGAAUAAGUGAAGAAGCUCAGAUGCAGAAAUUCAACGAAAACUCUUCGUCAAGCAAUAGCUUAGUUAUAGACACAGACAAUUUGUCUAUUGAUACAUUCAAUUCAGAAAAAAAAGUAUUGAUCACGAGUUUCGAGGGAAAGUUCUACGAUGAUAAAAAGUGCAUAGACAAUGUGGGAAAUGAUGCAAAAAUGGAGGAUCUUGAAAUGGAACAAAAAAUGUACAGCCACAAACUUGACUCCAACGAGAGUGUUGAUUCAAAAUGUAAGGCCGAUUCACAUGCAGAUCAAUCCAGGCAGAAUGUACCUUUCCCUACCAGUUCACACAGAAAAAAGGAUUCAAAUAGAGAACGAUCUUCAAGGAAAGACGAUCACUCUACUCAUAAGGGGCCUACUUCACGACAACGUUCUCGUUCAAAAGAUUCCAAUGACGGAUGUGGUUCAUCUAGCCACAAUGAAAGCAAUAUCAAUGAACAGUCCACAACCAAUAAUCGAACAAAUAAUAUAUCUUCAAAAGAGUCUGAACAUGUAACCUCACAGUAUUCAUCUUCAGAAGAUACGUACAGGGAGCAGGUGAUUAUUCCAAACUCGCAGCCUGUUGUUAUUGAUCAAAUAUUGACUGGAAAUGAACUCGAUUUAACUUCUUUCAUUGGAGAAAACCGAGACGACCCUGUUUUGUCAUCUAUUAAGCAAACAUUUGAGCAGAAAAUUAUGAAGCCCAAAGUAGCUGCAAAUAUUGCUGAAGCAAAGCGGUUAACGAAAAUUCGAAAACAAAUUGAACGUUGCAAUCAGAAAAAACUUGAGAAAGCGACUGUAUUGGCAAAACAGUAUAUCCGAACUAACGCCUCAAAUAUGCUCGAUGAUACUCAAGGUAUUGAAGUGGAAUUUGUGUGUGUAGAAAAUAGGAUGGGCAGAAAUAUGUCUGGUCCAAUCAUUUCGAGUCCAAUUAGCAAGAAGAUAAUAGAUCCUAUAUCACCUCAUACAACUAAUAUGACAACAUUGAAACAAGUGGAUGAAAUAAACUCAUUGAAAAAAAAUAAAUAUGAUGAGGAUGAUGAUGAUGGAGAUGUAAAUUUUGUCGGAUUCGCAGCAAGUGAAGUAGAAACAGCAGGCAUUUCUGUCACACAUCUGGUCAAUGCAUGUUCGACAAUAAUGUCCAAGACAUCCAAGUCCAUUGAUAAUGAUACGGUAGACGCACGACCAUCAAAAAAAUUGCGAGAAUGCAGCAUUAAGCAAGAAGGCUCACCACAUAUAGAUGAUCAAGUAUCCAGUAAAAAAAGGUAUUCCAAUGACGAUUUAUUCAAACCGAGACCAUUACUGGGUGGCAUUUCACGUCGUCGUCGUGGAUUUGACAACUAACUUUCAUUAUAAAGAUAUAUGAAUCUAUAGAUUUAAAAAAAAAACAAUUAAUUUUUUCAAGCAACUGAUGUGAUGGCCUAUUCCGAUGUAUUUGUCAUGUCAAAUACAUGCGCAAAAUAAAACAUAUAAACUCACACACAUAUAAA
This is a messenger RNA of Sitodiplosis mosellana (orange wheat blossom midge), 2839 nucleotides long. RefSeq names its product biorientation of chromosomes in cell division protein 1-like 1 (gene BOD1). Lineage: Eukaryota; Metazoa; Arthropoda; Insecta; Diptera; Cecidomyiidae. The record is from RefSeq and is a predicted model, not a curated record. The coding region runs from base 273 to 2693 and encodes 806 amino acids. The transcript is spliced from 5 exons.